Molecule: messenger RNA, 813 nt
Organism: Anopheles cruzii
Lineage: Eukaryota; Metazoa; Arthropoda; Insecta; Diptera; Culicidae
Exons: 2
Coding region: 46-813 (255 amino acids)
Source: RefSeq, a predicted model, not a curated record
CAUAGUACUUAGAACGUUUCCCAAAUCGAGACGCAAACUAAGCCAAUGGAAAAGCAAACCGUGCAACAAGAGGAAAUUGCUGAUCCCAUCGUGAUUUUCCGCUAUAGCGAUUCACCAGGACCAAUGCAGCCGAGCGAAUGCGCAGGCCAACGAAUAUCGGAUCUUCUCGAUUGGUCCCGGCUGCGGCGGGAAGCUUCGCUUGUUCCACUACCAUCCGAUCGUGAUCAAUCCCUGGAGGACAAAAAUGUUGAUUUAUCGUUGCAAUCAGCUGGAACGACCAGCGACGAGAGUGUAGCAGAUGAGAGGCGCUUGCAAAUUUCCUGGGAUGGUGAGCACAGCGAAGGAUCGUCGGAAUCGAACCGUUCCACAGUCGUUUCUCCAGCGUUUCGGAAACGCUCCCGAUCUGUUCCGUACACAAACAGGCGGAUGUUGAAAUCCUUGCCGGCAGAUAUGCUGUCCAAGGUAACCCGUAAGGCUUUGGUCUCCACAUCACUUGGGGAGAUGUCGCUGGUGUACCAUGGGAACAUGGCUCGUAAAUUUCCAGGUCUCGAGAACCGUACCCCGGAACAACAGAAGCAAAGACAGCGCAACACCGAAGCAGCACGCAUUAGUAGACGCAAGACGAAGCUCCUUGAACAGCUCGUGGAGAAAGAAACGCAAGAGGUUUCGUCCACAAACACGCGUAGCAAGCGCAUGGUGGCAGCACAAUUGGUUUAUGUUAACACUCUGACCGAUCUGCUUGAUCUGCCGCGUAUUAGACUGAAAGCGUUCGAUGGUCACGCAACUGAUGAUAUAAUUAUACAUGAAAAAUAA